UUUGCGAUCUACUCUUUGUGGAGCAUAUCGCAAAAGACGAUCCGUUCUUCCGGUCUCGGCGGUGUCCGGACUACGGUCUCAAGAUUGAAAUUUUGCUAUACGGCAUGUCACCUUGUACGCUUAAAAAAACUUUAAAAAACUGGAAUUUUGGAUAGGGAAAUGCAGUUUGAGAAUGUAUUUUAGAAUUUUCAUAUCAAACAUAAUUAUAUUAAUGCUACUUAUUAACAUUGACAAAUAGAUAUGAGUUCAGGUGUAUCACAACAAAGAAGUGAAGCGAAGAAUUGUACAAGAAAUGUAUUUUCCGUGUUAAGCAAGAACAUUGAUACAUACGAUGAUGGACUUUUAGAGCUUGAACAGUCUUCAAUGGCUCAGCCUAUAUCCCAGGAUAAUCUGGGUUAUCAGCUUCUUCAGAAGCAAGGAUGGAGUAGUGGUAAAGGUUUAGGUCGAACAGAACAGGGUCGCCUUGAUCCACUUCCAAUUGUAUUGAAAGAAGAUAUCAUGGGCUUUGGACGAUGGGAAAUGGAGGUAAGAUGCCAACAAAAUGAAAGAAAAGUCAUUAAUUAUUAAUUAAAGAAAAGUCAGCUUUUGAAUACAAUAU
Messenger RNA from Stegodyphus dumicola, 598 nucleotides. RefSeq lists its product as uncharacterized. Lineage: Eukaryota; Metazoa; Arthropoda; Arachnida; Araneae; Eresidae. The record is from RefSeq and is a predicted model, not a curated record. Gene Ontology annotation, molecular function: nucleic acid binding.